Molecule: messenger RNA, 1118 nt
Organism: Neolamprologus brichardi
Lineage: Eukaryota; Metazoa; Chordata; Actinopteri; Cichliformes; Cichlidae
Source: RefSeq, a predicted model, not a curated record
CGCAUUCGCAUAUCUGGUCCUCAGCAGCAUUUUGGGGAAUGAUGAAGAUGCUCGAGACUCUUCUUCAGCAGUGAUGGCUGCCUGCAGCCCCCCUGCCCCUUUCCUCUGUGUGCUGCUGUGUGUUUCGGUGGCUCUGCAGCGAUCUGACUUGCACCUGGCUUAUGUAACCCACAACAGCUUUUUGUACUACUCCUGCAGCCAGGACCCACAACCCUGCAGCAUCUCAUCGCUUACAGAUUGCGUAUGCAAGGACAUCCAGCUCUCCACACUGCACCGCCUACAGUCGCACUUGUCUCCUGUUUUCCAGAUGAGACGUUUAACUGUUUGGUUCACGUCACCGUCAAAUGCAGCACGUCUGCUCAACAACUCAGAGGUGAGGCACCUCACACUGAUCUAUUGCGGAUCCAGUGGGAUGCCUCCUUUAAAUCCGGAGGGAUAUUUUGCCGUGCACCACCUGGAGAGGCUGACGGUGGUCAACCUGCCACAGAAGCCAUUUUAUCCCUAUCCAGAUUUGAACAGAGCCAAGACUGGAGACCCAGACAGAGAAAACAAUGCUGAUUUAGACACAAAUAGGUACAACACAGAAAUAGACACAAAUCUGGACUUGAUCACAGACAUAAGGAGAGAUUAUUUAAGUCUGUCUCCAGCACAGGUCCAAGACAUCUUCCUGGGCAGGGAGCUUGGAGCAGAGUAUUAUGAACAAGCCAGACUGGGAAUCAUCCACAAAUCAGUGCUGGAGGGGGGAGCAGUGGUUAAAGCAUACACAGUAAAGACGCACAUAGACAGCAGUGGUGCGCUGCCUUUCCCUGAACUCCACCUGCCGAAAUUGCCAGAGACAUCUGUCAUAUAUGUCACUUUUGUAUACUGAUAAAAAAAAUAGUUUAAUCUCUUUUUAAAAGCAGGAUUUCAGUCGUUUGAAUUAGUGGUGAAAAUGUCCACGUUUCUUGGAAACUGAAUGCAUUUGAAAGAGUUUACAUUUGUUUUUUGCAUUCUUGUUCUGGGAAAAAGUUUUGAGGUUUUGGUUCAAUAACUUUAAUCUCAUCAGGCGGUCCAAAAGUUUGCACAGUUGUUUAAUAGUGUGUUAAAAUAGGCAAAUCAAAGAGUUUUGCUGUUUCUAU